AUGAAACAAAUAUCGCUUCAAGAAUUUGUCGAUAAAACGAAACAGUGGGAUAAUAAUUCUUUGAAAUCAUUGGCAGUGGAUAAUUCUAUAAGUGAAAUGGUUGCGUUGGAGGACUUGCCAUUUAGUUUCGUGGAAAGUGUUGGAUUCACAAGACUUAUCAAGCAUUUGUGUCCGCCUUACAAUUUAAAGUCGCGUCAGUAUUUCACUUCAUUUAUAUGCGAUAAAUUAUUUGGCAAAGUAAGUCAGAAAAUUCUUGAAUUACUAAAAUCCUUCGAAAAAUUAUCAUUUACUACCGACAUUUGGUCUGAUAAUUGUUCUGGAGUUUCAUUGCUGAGUUUAACUUGUCAUGGGAUAACAAAAGAAUUUGAAAGGAAAAUGAUAGUGUUAAAAGCAGAAGUGUUUAAUGAAGACCGCCACACCGGAGAAAAUAUUGCUCAUAAACUUAAAGAUAUCUUGUCGGUUUGGGAAAUACCUAAAGAAAAAGUGAAAUGUGUAGUUCGCGAUGCAGGUGCUAAUAUCAAAAAAGGUGUUAACUUAUUAAAUGUUAAACAUAUUGACUGUACUUCUCACAAGAUUCAAAAUGUGUUACAAGCAGGGAUGAAGGCUCAAGAAUCUGUCGUGGCUGUCAAAACAAAAUGCAAAAAGAUGGCAACUCAUUUUCAUCAUUCGACUGCUGCCCAAGAUGAGUUGACCAAUAUACAAAAAAGACUUAAUCAAAAACCUCUUAAGAUUAUUCAAGAAUGUGCUACUAGGUGGAACAGCACUUUUUAUAUGUUCGAGCGUAUUUUUCAAGUCAAAGAGUCAUUAUGUCUGUACGCUUCGUCAAAUGAUAAAAUUCCUCAGCUGGCUUCUGAAGAGUGGAUGAUUGUUGAAAAACUUAUCGGUUUACUAAGACCAUUUGAAGAAGUGACCAGAGAGUUAAGUGCUGUCGAUGUUUCUAUUUCUUCUGUAAUUCCCUUAAUUGCUACUCUAGAAAAAGUUGUUCAUGAUCUUGAUUCAUCCGAUGAACACAUUGGUGAUACGAUUACCGUCAUAAAAGAUGAGCUUAUUCGCAAGUUUUCUGGUUUAGAGAAUGAAAUAUUGUUUGCCACGGCGACCUUUAUUGAUCCAAGAUACAAAGCAAAAUUUUUUAAAAAUACGUCGACUAAAGAGCUUGUCAUAGAGCAUAUUUUGGAUUUGCUCAGAGACAAUGAAACCGACAUAUCUUCCAAUUCACUUUACCAGAAUGCAAAGCGUGUUAGAUUAAAUAAUAAAUGCGAAGAUUACGAAACAGACAACAGUCUAUCCUUAAAAGAAACGAUGAGUUUACUGAUGGAUACGAGUGAUAGUGAAGAAGAUGACAUGGCUCUUCCUGGUUUUCAAAACUCUGUCCAUUUUUUAAUCCGUAAAACUGUCACAGAAUACUCAUCGGAAAAACGCGUGGCAGGUGACGUCGACCCUCUAACAUGGUGGAAAGUGAAUAAGGGAAGGUACGAUCUUCUUUUUCCUGUAGUUCGGCAAUAUUUAGUUACACCACCAACGAGUGUCCCGAGCGAGCGCUUGUUUAGUGGCGCUGGACUUCUUUAUACGCCACAUCGAAACAGACUUGAAGGAGAAAAGGCGUCAAAGCUAUUAUUUCUAAAGUUUAAUAUUCCUCUAUUAAAUUUUAAUUAUUAA
Molecule: messenger RNA, 1656 nt
Organism: Diabrotica balteata
Lineage: Eukaryota; Metazoa; Arthropoda; Insecta; Coleoptera; Chrysomelidae
Source: the annotation of a GenBank genome assembly